This is a messenger RNA of Fonsecaea multimorphosa CBS 102226, 2058 nucleotides long. RefSeq lists its product as uncharacterized. Gene Ontology annotation, cellular component: nucleus. The record is from RefSeq and is a predicted model, not a curated record. Bases 1 to 2058 code for a protein of 685 amino acids. NCBI's taxonomy places the organism in Eukaryota, Fungi, Ascomycota, Eurotiomycetes, Chaetothyriales, Herpotrichiellaceae. Gene Ontology annotation, molecular function: DNA-binding transcription factor activity, RNA polymerase II-specific; zinc ion binding; transcription cis-regulatory region binding. The transcript has a single exon. Gene Ontology annotation, biological process: positive regulation of transcription by RNA polymerase II.
AUGACCCCAGACUCGUCGACGAAAUCGACGCCCUCCUCCCAGACCCUCCAGAACAGUCCCCGCUCCAUGACGGAGCCCGAGGCUCCUCAACAACCCAAGUCGGACAACGUCCAAUCAGCGAAACAGAAGCGGGUGAGGACCGGAUGUUUGACCUGUCGCGAACGGCACCUCAAGUGCGACGAAGCCUUACCAAACUGUCAGAAUUGCAUCAGGUCCAACCGAAAAUGCAAGCGCGGCGUGCGCUUAAACUUCAUCGACGUUCAUUGCCAGAACCCCCCAUACUUAGUCCCGCGCACGCGCGAUUGGAGUGUCUCCUUUCAAGAUGACUCGCGCGACAUCGCCUCUGAGUAUCAAGGCGGCCGGGAGAAGUAUCAUCCUCUUGAGCCAGAACCCAAACGACAGAAAGUGGACGUGUCCGGGGGGGCCUACGACUAUAGUCAGAUAGCAGCUCCAACCAUGUCGCAUCCGCAGCUCCCAGCUCCACACUCCUAUCCUCAUUCUUAUGCCGAGUCGGCACAAGCCAUGUAUUCUACUCCCACAACGCAAGCCUUUGACGAUACGACCAGUGCCAUAGGACCUUACCCAGAAGCAGCUCGAGCAGUGAGACAACCCUACCACCAACAGACAAUGGUCACCCCCGUCGAGCAGGAACAAAUCUACCCACGCCUAGAGGACCGCAACGAGGUUUUGUACAUGCAAGUGUAUGUGGAGGAGGUGGGUUUGUGGAUGGACUCGAUGGACGCGGAGAAGCACUUCUCUCGUCUGAUACCCUUCCAAGCGCUCAAGGAACCCAUGCUGAAGUAUGCUUUGCUGGCUUGUGGAGUCCGACACCUCACCUUGGUCAAUCCCAUCUACCCGGAAGAGCAUGCACUGAAUUACUACAACAAUGCAACGCAGCUACUACUGAAGGCGCUACAGGACCCCGAUCGAGAUAGCGUGUUGUGCGCCACCACGGCUACCAUUCUCAACGUCUACGAAGUCAUGUCUGAGAAAGCUCUGCAACGGAUGAACCAUAUCGCCGGUGCCCGUGCCCUCAUCAAGGAGUGUCGGUGGGAUGCCACCUCAACGGGCAUCGGGGCAGCCUGUUUCUGGCUGAAUGUCGGACUAGAAUUGUUUAGCUGCUUGCAUUUUAAUUGGGCCGUUGCUUGGGACCCCGACACCUGGGGUAUUGACAUUGCCAUGACCCCUCAGCUUGUUCCCGGACACGAAGAAGACUGGGCGCACAGGAUGCUGUGGAUCCUCUCGAAGAUCACCAACUUCAGGUCUGAGGCCCAGCGGCGCUACCAUGACAGCAAUGUUCAUGCAGAACAGAUGCGCUUGCACCAGCGGAACAAACAGUGGCUGGGCCUGAAGUUCUUCUGUGACCGUUGGCAUGAGUGUGUGCCGCCCACAAUGCAUGCUCUCGCAAGCGUUCCGCCUCAGUUGACCUCAUCCAAAAGUGCAUUUCCUGAGCUGUGGUACCUCAAGAGGACUACCAUCGUUGCUAGGCUGUUCUAUCAUACAGCUAUGGCGCUGCUAGGCUCAGUUCAUCCCUUGGCCACCAUGCACUCUCAAAAGGCGGAGGAGAUGCAAGAAAUGAGGAUUCGUCAUUCAAGACAAGUCUGCGGCAUCGUGGCCCACGUCAAGGACCGGGGUGUGGCUUCAGCCUCCAUCCGCUGUCUGGCAGUGGCUGGCGAGAACCUCAGCGUCAGACGCGAACAGGAAGAGGUGCUGCAGAUUUUUGACCGCAUCAAAAAAGAAACGGGCUGGCGCGUCGACUCGAUCCACGAUGAACUUAGGGAGAAAUGGGGUUGGACUAGCGUUGCCCAAGACUACGACACCAUGAGUUCGGCGUCUUCAUUCUAUGCUCCUUCGAGACCUUCAGCUGCUUCUGACACACCAAAUGCAACGCCGCCUCGUGCAAAAUACCCCAGCGGUAUCGUCAAUCCACUGUACCAAAAUGCCGAUUUUUCAGCCCAGAAUCCGCCGUAUCAAGGGAACUACGUCCCUCCUGCUUCUGGACAUGUUAUGCAUAACACCACGCAAAUGUAUGGGUAUUCCGGUAUUACAGCCAUUUGA